Molecule: messenger RNA, 3784 nt
Organism: Nicotiana attenuata
Lineage: Eukaryota; Viridiplantae; Streptophyta; Magnoliopsida; Solanales; Solanaceae
Product: putative pentatricopeptide repeat-containing protein At1g56570
Exons: 2
Coding region: 342-2168 (608 amino acids)
Biological process (GO): RNA modification
Molecular function (GO): protein binding; RNA binding
Source: RefSeq, a predicted model, not a curated record
UUUUAAAAUCACUGAACUUAGAAUUGAUUACUUAAAUUCAUUAACUCUCAUAGGAAGCCAAGUAGGCAUGCCAAAUAACCUAAAAUGUCGAGGUAAAAAUUUAUCUGUCAAAUGUAUUUUCUUAGUAACUUGAAAAAUUAGCUCUACUGAUCACUAAUUUGAAAAAAAAAAAAAAGUUUCUUGGGACGCGGAGAAGGAGAGAGUACCAGUUGAGAGUGGAACAAAUCUUUAUACAUUUAUACAUAAAUGAAUCAAAUAUUCCUUCCUUCUGUAAUCUUAAGCACAUUCAUUAAACCGAUUUUUUACUCUUAAGUUUAUGUUUGAUAGACUAUGUUUAAGCAAUGAAUGCAAGAAAACUAGUGUUUCAAACUCAUUGUACUCAAAUUCCUCAAACUAUCCGAAACUCUCUUCUUUGUGCUGGAACCAAUCCACCCUCUUCAAACCCGCCAUUUUUACCAAAGCCUCCUUCUAUCUUGGCCACUGGCCUUCUCAAAUUGUAUUUUGAAAGGGGUCUAAUUCGAGAAGCACGUACACUGUUCGAUGAAAUGCCUGAAAGAGACGUUGUUGCUUGGACGACCAUGAUUUCUGGGUACACUUCAUGUAAUCACCAUGCACGUGCUUGGGUGGUUUUCUGUGAGAUGAUGAGGUAUACGGAUGUGCGCCCCAAUGAGUUCACCUUUUCUAGCACGUUGAAGGCUUGUAAAGGGAUCAAUUCGUCCUCUCGUGGAGCUUUGAUUCAUGGUUUGGUUCUUAAGCAAGGCAUGAGUGUAAGUAUUUAUGUUGCGAAUGCACUCUUGGAUGUCUAUGCUACGUGUUGUGUUAAUAUGGAUGAAGCAUCUGCGGUUUUUCAUGAAAUUAGAGUGAAAAAUGAUGUGUCUUGGACUACCUUAAUCGCGGGAUAUACUCAUCGUGGUGACGGCUAUAUGGGGCUUAAAGUUUUUAGAAGAAUGUUACUGGAAGAGGGUGAAUCAAACCCAUUUAGCUUUUCAAUAGCGGUUAGAGCUUGUGCCUCCGUCCAUUCAUGUGCAUACGGGAAGCAACUUCAUGCUGCAAUCAUCAAGCAUGGCUUGGACUUUAAUCUACCUGUAAUGAAUUCUAUUUUAGAUAUGUAUUGUAGGUGUAGUAGCUUAAAUGAUGCAAAGCAAUGCUUCCGUGAAAUGACUCAAAGGGAUUCAAUCACGUGGAACACUUUGAUUGCUGGGUACGAGAAGUCUGAUCCAUACGAGUCUAUCAGCAUAUACUCGAGUAUGGAGUCAGAAGGUCUUAGCCCCAACUGCUUCACAUUUUCCAGCGUUGUAGCAGCUGUGGCAAAUUUGGCAGUUUUGAGUUGUGGAGAGCAGAUUCAUGGAAGAAUCAUAAAGAGAGGCCUUGGCGGGAACUUGGAGUUGGACAAUGCCUUAAUAGAUAUGUAUGCAAAGUCUGGAAAUAUUGCAAGUGCACGUAGAAUUUUUGAUAAAAUGCCCAAGAAAAAUCUGGUUUCGUGGACCUCAAUGAUGAUUGGUUAUGGAAGCCAUGGUUAUGGAAAUGAAGCUGUUGACUUUUUUGAAGAGAUGGUUAAAUUCAGAGUCAGGCCAGAUAGGAUAGCUUUUGUGGCAGUUUUAAAUGCAUGUAGCCACGCUGGGCUUGUAGAUAAAGGUUUAAGGUAUUUUAUCUCAAUGGUUGGUGAUUACGACAUAGCUCCAGAUCAGGAGAUUUUUGGGUGUUUAGUAGAUUUGCUAGGACGUGCUGGAAGAGUUGAGGAGGCUUUUAAGUUGAUAGAGAGUAUGCCAUUUGAUCCUGAUGAAUCUGUUUGGGGAGCAUUCCUAGGAGCAUGUAAAGCACACAAUCUUCCAGAUUUGGGCAAACUGGCCAUGAGAAAGGUGUUGGCUUUGAAGCCGAAAAUUGCAGGAACCUAUGUGAUUUUGUCAAAUAUCUAUGCAGCUGACGGUAAAUGGGGUGACUCUGCGAAAAUGAGGAAGUUGAUGAGAAGGGUGGCUACUAAGAAAGAGGCUGGGAGAAGUUCAGUAGAGAUAAAGAAUCAGAACUAUAGUUUUGUUGCUGGAGAUAAGAUGGGUUCACAUAUGGAUUGCGUUUAUGAAGUUGUAAAUAUCCUGGUUGAACACAUGAGUGACGUACCAUAUAUUCCUGAUUUUGACUUCUUUAUACAUGAUUCUGAAGAUGGAACUUGAAAAGUAACAGCACUGAGGUUCAACGGGACUUCGUUGUUGUAUUUGUUAAUGUAUUUAUUCUUUGUGGGGCAGUGGAAUUCAGUUAGAAGCAAAGUAUGAUAGAUUCGUUUUUUCCAGAAGGCACAUCACAUUCUAUGCAAAAAGAGAUUUUAUUAAGGAAGUUGAGGAAGGGAGGAUAACCAAUCCCCUUUGUUCAAUAGUUGAUACUCUGAGAGAAGGAACUAGUAAACGAUUGUAUACUCGUGUAAGUUACAUAAAAUAUCACCCUUUCUGUAUUUCCAAGAUAAUGAACUGACUUUUGGUCGAAUGCAUUGGCCUGAUGCAAUAUAUUGGAAGUUUAGAAAAAGCACGAUCUUGAUUAUACCCAACAUGGAGUCUAGUGGAUUUUCAGUCUUCUAAAAUGCUCUUGAAACCAGCGAGGGGACAUUGUUAUCAUGGGAAGAACCCUGUGAUCUUGAAAUUCAUUUAUGUACUCUUUACCUUUUCUGGAAGGAAAAAUAACUCAGUACCAAACAUGACUUAGAGUGGAUAUGAUACAAGACAUUUUUGUGGGAAAGUAAGCUCGAUUGCACAAGUAAAUCCAGUAGAUCUUCUGACUUAUAAAAGGUUCUUGGAAGAUCCAGCGAUGAGUACAUUGUUAUAUUGGGAAGAACAAUAUGAUCCUUUAGAGGCUUGUCUUCGCGCUCUUUGAGAUUUCUGGAAGAAAAAUUGCACAAGUGGUUGCUAAGUCUCAGAUUCGUUUACUAAAUGACCGUUGUUUAGGAGGUGAAACACAUUCUACUUACAUGUCAAACUGGCUAAGAUUGGUUAAAUAUUUGUCUGGGGGGUAUGGUCGAAUUUCUACUGUUUGAGCUAGUCAGUUGCAAUAGCUGAUUGACUUGGGGAAAAAAUGUAACGUCACGACAUAAUUCAAGCACCAGUGAACGUAGUAAUGAAAUGUGGCUGAUCCCAGGUUGGUGCCCACGAGUGACAGUCGCUGUGAAAUCAGAGGCAGAACAGAUGAUUCUAUGCUAGAUAGCUAGUGCUCAAGCGGAGUUAACAGAGAUUUGGCUGAUUAAGCAGGAAGAUACGUCCAGUUUGAACGCGAAUCUCCAAAUUGAUAGAAUACAUCAUACCACUACAAAAAUGGAGCAAAAUAUCAAAAUUACAAGCUUACGGUCAUGGAAACCUUCGUGAUGCUUUGCAGAUGAGAUGCUACUUUAUCUAUAGCACAAGUUGUGGUUCUGAGUUUAAGAAUAUUAUGGUACGUGGCAGUUUUACAAGAUUGCUGGUACAUUCGGUCCAUGUUUCUCCACCAAGAGCCCCAACCCAUUUGCUUCCCCCAUAUAGCAUAAAUUUCUUUGCUUAUUCAUUAACCACUACAAAAAUUCUUCAACGUACUGCAAAAAUAGCACAGAGAUGUCACCCUAAUUCAGUAUGCCAAAUAAAUGAACUGCCUCUGGUUGUCUCUCCCAUUGUGGGUAAGGAAAUAUUCCAUUAUUUGUCCAUCAACUGUAAAGAUACCAGGAAAACAAAUAGGGUCAAUUCUUUUUCAGCUACUGACAACUUUAAAGUUUUACAAAAAUUGCACCGCAAGAACUAUACGAGUGGAAUGCGGAAAAGCUACUCCUAGUUCA